Uranotaenia lowii is the source of this 1371-nucleotide messenger RNA. RefSeq names its product retinol-binding protein pinta (gene pinta). The coding region runs from base 327 to 1169 and encodes 280 amino acids. Gene Ontology annotation, molecular function: phosphatidylinositol bisphosphate binding. Lineage: Eukaryota; Metazoa; Arthropoda; Insecta; Diptera; Culicidae. Gene Ontology annotation, cellular component: membrane. The transcript is spliced from 4 exons. The record is from RefSeq and is a predicted model, not a curated record.
AAUCGUUCGAAAUUUCAUAACUAUUUUUGAUCCUGCCUUUACACAGCUCUGUCGAUUGAGGUAAAGCGCAAUGUUAUACCUUCCAUCUACCUAUCUUGAUUAUCAGUUACUUAUCAAAACUGUGAUUCUCUACGUAUACCUUAAACGCUGGCUUCGAAAGGCGAACGACAUCAUUGGAUUAGUAUCAUAUAAACCAUAGUCCAAUCGUCCUAUCAAUGAGCUUGAAUAAUGUUCAUUUCAAGCGUUCUGACUGUGAAUCUGACCAAGCAGGAAUUGUGCUGAUAAGAUCAUAAUUUAUUGGAGGAGUCAAAUAAAAAAGAAAUAAAAUGAAGCGGUCGUACGUUGAAACUCUUCCUGAAGCCUGCUACAUAGAUGCUGAAAACCUCCUAGGUGAAACAACCGUGAAACGGGAUGAAAGUGUCAAUGAGUUGCAAAGUUGGCUUGCCCAAGAACAUCAGCAGAUCACUAUCAACAACGAUGUGCGCUAUCUGGUCUACUUUUUGCGUACCACCAAAUAUGAUAUCGAGAAGGCCAAACAGAAGAUAUUGAUGUACUGUAAAAUACGUAUCGAACGUGUAGAAUGGUUCAAAAAUCGCGACCCUUUUGCGACCGACAUCUUAGAACUACUUGAUUUGGGUAUAUUUCUACCGUUGAGGCAAAAGGACCAACACAAUCGCCAAGUGGUCAUCAUCCGCACAGCUGCCCAUAAUCCGAAGUAUCAUACGCAGAACAAUGUAUUCAAGGUAGAUAAAAUGAUACUGGAUUUGCUUCUAUUUUUGGAUGAAACCAUCUCAAUUUACGGGAUCGUGGCAGUAUUUGAUAUGAAAAACGUUCGCCUUGCGCAUGCUUUACAGUUGAAUGCUGCACUUAUCAAAAGGACGGUCGUUAGCUGGGAAAAUUACCCUUGCCGUCCCAAAUUACUCGAGUUUGUAAACGCUCCUAUGCAUGUGAGUGUGGUACUCAACAUUUUCCGGAGUUUUAUGAGUGAAAAGAUGAAGACCCGUAUUAAAAUUUCUAAUCGGGGUACACAAAUUGGUCAACUAGUCAACCUGCCUCCGGAGCUAGAAGGCACUGGAGAUUCAUAUCACGAUCUAACGGUGUAUUGGAAAAAAAAGGUUCAAGAUCAUGCAUUUUGGUUCGCAGAAAAUGAACAUCAGCAACAAGCGUAGUAACGGCUUUCUUUUUUUUGUUCUCACUUGAUGUUGAUUAUGUUGUUAUUUUUACCAUACAAAUUUAUAUUUUCAUUUCACAUAUCAGUAUCAGUCGUCGUACAUCAAAUCAUGCUAUUUGAUCGUUACACAUUAUUGUUUGUAUGCAGUUCUUAUAAGUUGUAAUAAUGCCUCUGUGGUGAUAAAUUUUCGACAUAUCAAA